AUGGACACAAAGAAGCAGCAAGCUGAACAAAACAACGAACAGCAGAACGUUACAAGACAGAAUGCUCAAGAGCCGCCUAAUGACCAGCAACCCCAACAGCAACCACCACAUCAUCCGCACUAUGACUUAUCAUCGUUUCCUGGCAUAACCCAUCCUACCACUACUGUUGUCGUUGACCCUGCUCUCCAAGAAAAAGGAUCUCCGGCCACUUUUGCGUAUGGUCAGGCAUAUAAUCUAAUUAUCCCUCCAGGAAGUCAUCCAUUCGUCAUCACACCAGGCACAGCAGGUGCUCCUACUUCACAGCCAGGUCAACCUGCACCACCGACAGGAAUGGAUGAGCACGAAGAGCCACUAUAUGUCAAUGCCAAACAGUAUCACCGAAUUCUAAAACGAAGGCAAGCUAGAGCGAAAUUGGAAGCUGAAAAUAAAAUAUCGCGAGGCAGAAAGAAAUACCUUCACGAAUCUCGGCAUAAACAUGCCAUGCGUCGACCACGUGGUCCAGGUGGGCGUUUCCUGACUGCAGCAGAGAUCGCCGACAUGGAAAGUAAAAAGAAAGAGGACGACAACGGAUUGGCCGGAAAUAUAGGCGAUUCGCAAACAAAUGUAAAUAAUGGCAGUACCGAUGUAGCAAUGGCGAAUGUGGAGAACGGCGUCAAAGUCGAAUAG
Molecule: messenger RNA, 666 nt
Organism: Paraglomus brasilianum
Lineage: Eukaryota; Fungi; Glomeromycota; Glomeromycetes; Paraglomerales; Paraglomeraceae
Source: the annotation of a GenBank genome assembly